UCCCAACCUAUCACCGUUAUAAUUGGUUACAAUGGUACUGGACAUGAUAUCAUAUAUACAUAUAUAUCAUAGAUAAUGUGCCCUAAUACGAUAAUUUAUAAUAUAAAUAGAUCGAACCAUCUGACAGCUAAGACAAUCAUUUUUGUACUACAUUACUAACAAUACAGAAAUAAAGGACUCACAACAGCUCACAAAUCCCCAAGGAUCUGUAGCACACAGUUUGAGAAACACUGUUAUAAUGUAUCUGCUAUAGUUCAAUGAGGAGCUGCUAUCAGCCGCUAUAUUUACGCCUAUCAGCUGUGGAAUGACAGGUGGAAUAAAAAAUGGCUGAAAAUGGGUUGGGGUCCGAUGCUGGGUCUCAAGAAUACCUCGCAACAGAGGUUAUUAAUUUAGAUAUCGAAGAGUUGGACAACACAGAAUAUGCUAUACCUGCUGUGGAAGAACUACCCUCCUUAGAAAGUAUAUUGACAGAACCUGACUGUGCAUCAUUAUCUGGAACAGACGAUGAUAUUGGUUUGACACCUGGUGAAAAGUUAGGUAGCAGUGAAACAACAAGUGUUGGGAGUCAUUUGUCAUUAAACUCUUUGAAUAAACCAAAUAGAAAUUCACAACCAACAUCUUCUGGUGCUAUCUUGAGGCAUGUCAUAUUGAAAGGAAUAUCUUCGCAAAUUGUAUCAGCUAGUGAAAAAGUCAAUGCUGGUUUUGCAAGUGCAGUUGCUGCUGGAGGGAAUAUGUUAGUAGUUGGUACCAGUCAUGGUCUGGUAUUAGGCUUUGAUUCUUUACAAACAUUACGAUGGUGCGAUCAAGAAACAAGACAUCAGGGAUCUGUAUCAGCAUUAUGUUUUAAUUUUGAUGGGAGUAGAGUACUGGCUGGUUUUGCUAGAGGACAUAUAUUAAUGAUAGAUAGUUCUAAUGGAAAAGUACUAAGGACACUCACCGAUGUUCACCCUUUCGAUAAUGCUGUAUUACAUGUUAAAUUCACAGAUUCACCAAAAGUAGCAUUAUGUAGUGACAGUGGUGGAUCUGUUUUCGAAUUAAAUUUUACAAGAGUUAUGGGAGUACGUGGUUGCGACAGCAGAUGUUUAUUUAGUGGGUCCAAAGGUGAAGUAUGCACAUUAGAACCUUUGCUAUUAAAUCAUCUGCCGUCACACCCCCUGAAAAAUUAUACGUUAGUGGCGAUGGCAACAUUAUCACAGGUAAUGGUAGUUUGCACAAGGCCACGAACACGCGUUGUAUUAAUUCAUCCUUUAUCUAGUGCUCCCGUAGCACCGCCACAAUUAUCCUGGCAACUUGUUGUUAUACAAGCAGCAGAUGCUUCUCGUGUAAUUGAUCCAGUUUUGGCUCUUGCAAGAGAUGAUGUAGUCUAUUUCUAUCACGUAUGCACAGAAGCUGGUUCAAGAGUAAAACUAUUUCCUCUAAGGAGGAUAACUCUUCCGUAUACAAUAAGUAAUUUGCGAUGGUUAAAUCCAAGAUCGUUAGCAGUAUUGGAUACUCAAGAAAGACUACAUCUAUUAGAUGUUAGAGCGCAGGAUAAUUUAGAAACUCUAGAUAUGAGCCGUGUUGGUAUUUCGUAUGCAUCUAGCCAUUUCAAGGGUUUAUCCACUGGUGGAAAUGUUUCAAAGGCAAUGGCAUUGGCUGGCGAACGAGCAUGCUAUAAUACUGUUGUAACAUUUGGUACUCAACUUUUACUCUUAGGUACAAAAAGUUUGCAUGUAGUUUGCAUACGAACAUGGACAGAACGAUUGAGACACUUAACAAUGCAGAGAAGAUUUCCAGAAGCACUAGCGUUAGGAUUUGCUUUCUACCAAGACAAAGGGAAAGCAGUCGUUGGUCUUCGUGGUUCAAAACAACGACGUAAACAAAUAGCUCGUGAUAAAGUAUGUCAAGUUUUGAUUCAAUAUAUGGAAGAAUUGAAUCGUUGCCCUGCGGAUGAAACUGCAGACUCUGAAAUAGUCACAACUUGUGUAGAUUAUUGUAUACAAUUAGAAAAUACAGAAUUAUUAUUUGGAAAGUUAUGGGACCUAGUUUCGGAAUCCGAGGGACUUAAAGCAAGUUAUUUGCACGCUCUUGAAAGCCCUUUGUUAGAUGGGAGUUUACGACCUCGAUUACCGCCAUUAAUUGCUCAACAUUUAGUUACUCUUUACGAUCAAGAGAAAAAAGUAGAUUCCCUUCAAGCGAUUAUAGUGUUACUAGAUGUGGAUUGCUUAGAUAUUCAUCAAGUAACAACAAUUUGUCGUCAACGAGGUCUUUGGGGGGCUUUAAUACAUCUUCAGACGACAGCAUUAGGUGAUUUUACCGCUCCGAUUCAUCAAUUAGUACCAAUUUUACAAAAUUUACUGACAAAUUCAAAAGAUUCAUUAUCUCGGGAUAGUAUACAACUUGGUAAUGCGAUUCUGGUUUAUGCUAGUUGUUGCCUUGCCGGUCGUGGCUUUCCUAGAGAUGAACUUCCAGAAGGCAAGUCUCAAAGAGCAAAAUCGGAUGUGUUAAGGGCUCUUCUAUCACAGCAUUCAACCUUAGCUAAUGAUACGGAGAGACAAUAUCCGUAUCUAAGGACUUUGCUUCAAUUUGAUGCAAAAGGGUUCCUUGAUGUAAUAGCAAUUGCCUUUCAAGAACCAGAAUUCACAUCUGAAAUGGGUCUCAGACAGCGACAGAGACUUAUAGAUAUACUAUUAAGUAUUGUCAUGCCUAACACACCACUUAGUCCGAAGAACACUGAUUAUAUUACCGAUGAACAAAGAAAUCUAGUUCUUAUAUUCGUCGCUAAUGAAGUUGCAGAAAAUACUGUUAACUUGGAACCUAGUAUGAUAAAUAAAAUGAUAGAAAUAUUAUGUACUGAUUCAAAUAUGGGAUCAACAAAAGAGCUUAAGACUGAUAAAGAAAAUGCAAUACUAGGAUUGUUACGUUCAAAAAAAUUACGUAAUAUAUCAGAUAAUACUCUACUUAAUUUAGCAGAGAGAGCUAAGUUUAUGCGAGUUGCGGAGUUGUUGUACAGUGCAAGAGAAGAUUGGAUUGCAGUCUGUAAAUGUAUGAUACUGCAUCCAUCCAGACAUCAUGAUAUUUGGCCUUGGUUAAAACACCUUCCUCAAAGUUCAUUGCAAGCAGUCGUAAUGGCUAAUGCUGAAGCUCUAGUAGGAAUCAAUGCAAAUCAAUUUGCUAUGCUUAUAGGAACACAUAUGCAAAAUAAAAUUAAUGAAACAUUACAAAAGCUAGAGAACACUCCAAAUAUACAGUAUACUCUAUUAGAUGCACUAUAUCAAUUAGUCCAAUAUAAAGAAGAGGAUGUCUCAUUGGAGCUUACAGCUGAAUUGUUAGAGAAAUAUUUGGAAUUAAUGUGUGAAUUACAACCAGAACGUGUAGUUUACCAUAUUCAAGCAGGUCAUGGUUGCAGACUAAAUGAAGCGUUGAAAAUAGUUCAAAAAGCAAAUCAUAAAGAUGCUGAAGCAGUUAUGUUAGAAAAGUUGGGUAAUUAUCAAGAUGCAUUUGAUAUUCUUUUGAAAGAAUUUCAAAAUAAUCUUGAGCUGUAUUGUCAGAACAAGGUUUCAGAAAAUGAAACAAUUCAUAGUACAGUACAGCUUGCUGGUUUGUGUAGGCGAUCUGCUGGAAAUUUAGAUUGGAUGCCGCUUAUGGAAAUAAUACUUCGAACACACUCAAAUAGUAACAAUGAGAAAAUUGAAAAAUUAAGCGGGAAAUUAUUAAGGAUUGCAUUAGAAUAUCUCAGUGGUACAACAGCAUUAUCAACAGUAUUAGAACAGAUAUUAAAGCAUCCAUUGGCAACCAGUGGAACAAUAGGUGAUAUAAGACAGCUAUUAUCUGGAGUACUUACACAUUCUCGAUAUGAACAAACUUUGGUUGAGACUACUGCACGUUUGGUCAGCUUAGAACUUCAUAAGGCACUAAAAAAAUCAUUAAGAGAUGCUGGAAAAGCUUGUGCCAGUAUGUCAAUAAUUUGUCCUAUAUGUCGACAAUUGUUGUCACAAAGUUCAGAUUACAUUGUAGUGUUCAGUUGUGGCCAUGGCUUUCAUUCAGAAUGUUUGGGAGAACCUAAAUCUUGUUAUAAAUGUUUAAAUUCGAAGGGAUGGGCACCUGUUGUUACUAAUGUCACACAUCCUCCCAAAACAUUCAAUGCAUAUAAAGAAAUUCUACCACCGGCAUUUAUGCGUAAUAAAGACCUUUCUCUAAGUCUUGCGCCACCUACUUUACCAGAUCUUGAAGGUAUUUUUUAAUCUAGUCUUUAAAUAUCAAAAUUCAGUAUCACAUUUAUCAGUGGUAUGUAGCAUUCUAAUAGCAAAAAUGACUGUGUCUUAUACAUGUACAUUAUACUAGAUCUCUAACUUUCAUUCCAUGAACUUUACAUUGUUCUCUUUUCCUAUUCCAUAUACAAAAUUAAAUUCUUAUAAUUUUUAAUGGAACUCUCUUUUAUAUAAUUGCGAGAGUACACCAUUUUAUCAUAUUUCCACCAAUUUGUUGAACUUGAUAUUUAAAUAAUAUUUUUUUCCUUGGCAAGACUCAAAUGUUGUAUGUUUGUAUAUUGUAAAGUAAUAUACUUAAUAUUGUGUAUAGUAUCAAAUAAGGACUUGUAUACUUUUAAUGCUGUAAAUUCUAUUCGCCCAAUUUACAGCAUUUUGCCAAAUAUCAGUCAUUAAGUAAAUAAAGAUAUUCAUUAAGUAAAUAAAGGUAUUAUUAUUCAUUAUUAAUAAUUGUGUACAUUGUCCUCAAUUUAAUGUUUUAUAUGGGAAACUUUCAAAUAAUAAACAAUCUGUUGAAAUUACUA
Molecule: messenger RNA, 4771 nt
Organism: Hylaeus volcanicus
Lineage: Eukaryota; Metazoa; Arthropoda; Insecta; Hymenoptera; Colletidae
Gene: Vps8
Product: vacuolar protein sorting-associated protein 8 homolog
Exons: 16
Coding region: 324-4223 (1299 amino acids)
Biological process (GO): protein targeting to vacuole; endosomal vesicle fusion
Cellular component (GO): late endosome; HOPS complex
Molecular function (GO): protein binding
Source: RefSeq, a predicted model, not a curated record